UUGAAAACUCGGCUGAUUUAAGCAGCCGAGCCUAGCCGAUCGCAGCCGAUCAGGGCGAGCCGCCGCUUGAUUGGCUGACAUACGCCAGGUAUACCGGUGGUAAAGCUACGUCCCACUCAGUUUGGCCAACGGUGCUCGAUUGCUUUGGGCUCCUCCGAACAUGGCUGGCUCCUCGGAUAAUGUUACAAUCCCCAAAUUUAGCAAGCUCCUCCAAAUGGACCCGUACCUUAAGCCGUACGAAAGCGAUUUCCAGAGGAGGUAUGAGCUGUUCCAGAAGCAGCUCCACCUGCUGGAGGAGGCAGAGGGCGGCUUCGAUCGCUUCACGCUCAGCUACCAGAGCAUGGGUGUGACCCGGCAGCCCGACAACGGGCUCCUGUUCCGGGAAUGGGCCCCAGGGACGGAGGCCCUCUUCCUGACCGGAGAUUUUAAUGGCUGGGACAACUUCUCUCACCCCUACACCAAGAAGGAGUUUGGCAAAUGGGAGUUGUAUCUGCCCCCCAAGCAGGACAAGACCCCAGCAGUUCCUCACCUGUCUAAGCUGAAGGUGGUGGUGCACUCCAAAGACCACCAACGACUGUAUCGCAUUUCGCCCUGGGCCAAAUAUGUGACGCAGAUGGACACAGCUGUCAUCUACGACUGGGUGCACUGGGACCCCCCGCACCCUUAUCAGGCCACCCACCCUCGCCCCAAGAAGCCAAGGAGCUUGAGGAUAUACGAGUCCCACGUUGGGAUCGCCUCCCCCGAGGGGAAAGUGGCGUCUUACACCAACUUCACAGCCAAUGUGCUGCCUCGAAUCAAAGAUCUCGGCUAUAACUGCAUACAGCUGAUGGCCAUCAUGGAACAUGCCUACUAUGCCAGCUUCGGUUACCAGGUCACCAGCUUCUUCGCCGCGUCAAGCCGCUAUGGGACCCCGGAUGAGUUGAAGGAGCUGAUCGACGUGGCACACUCCCUGGGCAUCAUGGUCCUGCUGGACGUGGUCCACAGUCACGCCUCCAAGAACACGGAGGACGGCCUAAACCUGUUCGAUGGCACCGACUCCUGCUUCUUCCACUCAGGACCACGUGGGGAGCACAGCCUAUGGGGCAGCCGGCUCUUCAACUACUCCAGCUGGGAGGUGCAGCGUUUCCUGCUCUCCAAUCUGCGCUGGUGGAUGGAGGAGUACCGCUUCGACGGCUUCCGCUUCGACGGAGUGACCUCCAUGCUCUACCAUCACCACGGCAUCGGCACAGGCUUCUCUGGUGACUACAGUGAAUAUUUUGGCCUUCAAGUGGACGAGGACUCACUGGUUUACCUGAUGGUGGCCAAUCACAUCCUACACAGCCUCUACCCAGAAUGCAUCACCAUCGCCGAGGAUGUGUCUGGAAUGCCAGGGCUCUGCCGAGGGAUCCAGGAGGGGGGGUGUGGCUUCGACUACCGCCUCGCCAUGGCCGUCCCUGACAAAUGGAUCCAGAUUCUGAAGGAGUACAAGGACGAGGACUGGAACAUAGGCAACAUCGUGUUCACGCUGACCAACCGCCGAUACGGUGAGAGCUGCAUUGCCUACGCCGAGAGCCACGACCAGGCUCUUGUCGGAGACAAGACGCUGGCCUUCUGGCUCAUGGACAAGGAGAUGUACACCAACAUGAGCACCAUGAUGCCGAUGACGCCGGUCAUCGAUCGCGGCAUCCAGCUGCACAAGAUGAUCCGACUGCUCACCCACGGCCUGGGCGGCGAGGGCUACCUCAACUUCAUGGGUAAUGAGUUUGGCCAUCCCGAGUGGCUGGAUUUCCCCAGGAUUGGGAAUAACGAGAGCUACCAUUACGCCCGGCGCCAAUACAACCUGCUCGACAUGGAGCACCUCCGCUACUGCCAGCUGUACGCCUUCGACCGCGAAAUGAACCACACCGAGGCCAAGUACGGCUGGCUGCCAUCCGAACCGGGUUUUAUCACCGCGAAGCAUGAGGGAGACAAGGUCAUCGUCUUCGAGAGGGCCAGCCUGGUUUUCGUCUUUAACUUCCACCCUUCCCAAAGUUACAGCAACUACAGGGUAGCGACGGAAACUCCAGGGAAACACCGCAUCGUGCUGGACUCCGAUGAGGUUCGAUACGGAGGUCACGGCCGCCUGGAUCACAAUACCGAGUUCUUCACGGAGCCCAUCCCAUUCAACGGACGCUCCCACUCCAUGCUGAUUUAUAUUCCCUGCAGAACAUCGAUGGUACUGGCCAACGAGGAGAUUGAUCACAGCUGCUGAUGGUCAGCGGCUCGUCAGUGCGGCAGCAGUAUCACAGUAUUAGCAUCUGAGAUCAUGUGACAUGCGCCUGCCCCAUUGGGGGCUGUGGACAUACAGGCUUCACUGCUGCGCAGCAUCGUCGGUGAUCUGCAGUCUGACCUGCCUGACAGAAUGGCUCAAUCAGGAGACUUUCCCCUCUGCGACUGUCUGCGGCUGUUUUUCAAGGCAAAACUUCAACCCUUCGACCAACACCGGCCCAGUCCACUGCUGAUGUUGAAACAAUAACACAAUAGUUACAUCGAUGUAAAUGUGAUCCUAUUCAGAGCAUUUGCAUCAGUUUAUGUACUAGUUUCAAAAAGCACUUAAUGCUUCACUACCCUGAAUAGGACACGCAGAAGUUCCGUAUUUGUAAUAAUCACCCCAUCAUUCAGUGUGGCAAUUUUUUUGUAAUAUUAAACACUCUUUGGAAAUGUAUUUUUAAGUAAGCAUUAUACUAUAAUGCAGAAUUUUGUUUGAUUUAUAUUUCACAAUAGAAAGUAUAAUUAAAUAUAAUCGCACUAGAAAAUGCAGCACAGAUCACUUCAGGAAGUGUUGGGAUCUAAUGUGAUGCACGAUUGAAGAGUUUUUCAUGGAUGUUAAGAUUACUGGACUGACUACCAUAAACUGUGUUUAAAACAUGAUGGGUGCAUUACUGAAUAUGAGUGAUUGUGAGUUUCUGAACCAAAGAUUAACGGUAAUUGUUGUGAGUGAUAAUAAAUGGCAGUGUUUGUGUAA
This is a messenger RNA of Paramormyrops kingsleyae, 2983 nucleotides long. RefSeq names its product glucan (1,4-alpha-), branching enzyme 1b (gene gbe1b). Lineage: Eukaryota; Metazoa; Chordata; Actinopteri; Osteoglossiformes; Mormyridae. Gene Ontology annotation, molecular function: hydrolase activity, hydrolyzing O-glycosyl compounds; 1,4-alpha-glucan branching enzyme activity; cation binding. Gene Ontology annotation, biological process: glycogen biosynthetic process. Gene Ontology annotation, cellular component: cytoplasm. The record is from RefSeq and is a predicted model, not a curated record.